Rattus norvegicus (Norway rat) is the source of this 1270-nucleotide messenger RNA. The record is from RefSeq and is a predicted model, not a curated record. NCBI's taxonomy places the organism in Eukaryota, Metazoa, Chordata, Mammalia, Rodentia, Muridae.
UCUCCAACAUUCCCACACACCAGGGGACAGCAGUGACUGUGGGUGACUCCGCAGAAGCCAGGAUGCAGCCUCUUGAUUCCAUGGGUGAAGCUGGGCUGGGAUUCUGGGAGCAUGGUGAGAGGAGUCAGAGGGAUCUGCUCAGAGCUGAGUCUGCCCAGGCUUGAUUGGUGCUCUCUUCUUUCAGAGGACGGCGAGAUGGAGGUCAGUGGCAGCAGGUAUUCUAUUAAAAGCUCCAGACUACGACCAAAUUCUGGAAUCAAGAGUUUGGCAGGAUGCCUGGGACACAACCAAGCCCCCUUGGUCCUGCAGCUGCUCUCUUUCCUGUUCUUGGCUGGGCUCCUGCUGAUCAUUCUUUUCCAAGUCUUCAAGACCACAAAUACCCAGUGGCAGGAGGAACCCAAGCAAGAGAAGAUCCUUGAGGAACUGAACCAGCUGACAGACGAACUUAUGUCCAGGAUCCCCAUCUCCCAGGGGCAGAAUGAGUCCAUGCAGGAGAAGAUCUCUGAGCAACUGACUCAGCUGAAGGUUGAACUCCUAUCCAGGAUCCCCGUCUUCCAAGUGCAGAAUGAAUCCAUGCAAGAGAAGAUCUCUGAGCAACUGACACAGCUGAAGGCUGAACUCCUUUCCAAGAUCCCCAGCCUCCAGGUACAGGAUGAGUCUAAGCAGGAGAAGAUCUACCAACAGCUGGUACAGAUGAAGACUGAACUCCUCCGCCUGUGUCGACUCUGCCCCUGGGACUGGACAUUCCUCCUAGGAAACUGUUACUUCUUAUCCAAGUCCCAACGGAACUGGAAUGAUGCCGUCAGAGCUUGCAAAGAAGAGAAGGCUCAAUUAGUCAUCAUCAAUAGUGAUGAAGAGCAGACCUUCCUACAGCUGACUUCUAAGGCUAAAGGACCAACCUGGAUGGGGCUGUCAGACCUGAAGAAUGAAGCCACAUGGCUCUGGGUAGAUGGUUCUACUCUGUCAUCCAGAUUCCAGAAAUAUUGGAAUAGAGGGGAGCCCAACAACAUCGGUGAAGAAGACUGUGUAGAAUUUGCUGGGGAUGGCUGGAAUGACUCCAAAUGUGAACUCAAAAAGUUCUGGAUUUUCAAGAAGUCUGCGACCGCAUGCACUGAAGGCUAGCUCCCCCAGCUUCUACCGCCAUGCUUCUUUGCCAGACAAAUGGAUGUGCCUCACUUUCAGCUCCUUCUUCCUGGCUGUUGGCCUCAGUAUUUUGGAAAAAAAAAAAAAACCCUGGUAUUAUAUUUUUAUCAGAUUCUUCAUCCUCCAA